CAGGGCGCCCGGCGGGGAUUGGCUGGGGCGCGGGGAAUUCCCGGGCCCCGAGAUCCCCUCGGCGGGCGCAGCCGGAGCCAGCGGCGCCGGGCCGGGCAUGGCAGCGGCGCGCCGCGGGCCGCAGGGUUAGGGCGGGUCCCACAGUCAUGGCGGCGCUGCAGCCGCGGGCCCCGCCGGCCGCGCUCGGGGAGGCCAAGCGGCCGGAGGCGGGCGAGGACUGGUGCGACAGCGGCCUGGGCUCCCUGAGCGAGGGGCAGCUGAGCCAGAUCCAGGACGGCCUGGGGGCCCCCCAGGAGAAGCCCCCGCUCCCCGCCACGGGCCUCCCCGUGACCCCUGAGCCCUGCCCCGGGGGGCGCCCCGUGACCCCCGAGGCCUGCGCGCCGGUCUCCGAGCGCCUGGACUCUGCCCUGGGCGAGGAGGAAGCCGGCUGGGGGGCGGCCGUGGGGCAGGCGGUGGGGGCGCUCGCCCAGGGCGUGGGGGCCGUGCGGCUCGGGGACCCCGCGCCCGGGGCCGGGGAGGCGCCGGCGGCGGCCCCCGGGGCCUGGCUGCGCCACGUCCUGGGCUUCGUGACCGAGGAGGGGGAUACAGCUCUCCACCUGGCUGUGAUUCACGAACACGAGGCCUUUCUGGAUUCUAUCUUGCAGUACACGGCUGGGACGGAAUACUUGGAUCUGCAGAACGACCUGGGCCAGACGGCACUGCACAUCGCAGUCAUUCUCGGUGCCUCCAACUUUGUCCGCAAGCUGAUGGCAGCCGGGGCGGGGCUCUGCGUGCAGGAGAAAGCUGGCCACACCGCGCUGCACCUGGCAUGCCGGGAGGGCUGGCAGGACUGCGCACGGUGGCUCCUGACAUCGCUGAGUGGGCACAGGCCCUGCGAGGGGAAUGAUGCCUGCACUCAGUUGGACUGCACCAAUUAUGAUGGUUACACGCCGCUGCAUGUGGCUGUCCUGCGGAAAGACCUCGAAGUGGUCAAGCUCCUUGUGGGUGCCGGAGCCGAUCUCAACAAGGCGGAGCUGAGCUGUGGCCGGAGUCCCCUCCACUUGGCAGUGGAGUCGCAGAGCCCGGAAGUAGUGGAGUGUCUGUUGCGUGCUGGAGCAGACCCGAGGGCCCGGAUGUACGUCGGCUACACCCCCAUCUAUAGCGCCGUACACAGGCCCAACCAAAAGGUCUUGCAGCUUCUCCGGGAGUUCGGCUCAGAGGAGCCCGACUGGGAUUCGGAGGAGAGCCUUGCUGAGAGCAGCGACGAGGAAUACGACGACAUCGUCAUCAACAGUGGACACUAUAAGAACUGACGGGGCCGGGCCGGCAUCCCCUGCAGCGUGAGCCAUUACCCAUUGUGGCAGCGAACCUCUCCGUAAAAGACUCGCGUCCUGCUCUGCCGUUGUGGGAAGAAGUUUGGCAGUGGCUCAAUCUCUCCAUUCCCAGCUAGUUCCGACUAUUUAUCCAAAAGCUGCGGUUUCUGGCAAUGCUCAGUAUAAAGCUCCUGCUACUUGGAAGCGGUAGCCACAGUUCACCAGGGCCUUGAUCUAAUCCGUUUAUCUUUCCCCCUCUCCCUUGUUCGUUUUCUUCUGUGUUUCUUAGCUUAGUCAGUUUAUAUCGAGUUAUUUUGAUUACGUUAAAAUAAAAAAAUGGUAUUUCAGCACCUGCUGCUCUUUGCAGUCGCAGCUGGGAUGGAUUGUCGGCAGGAUUCCUCUGCUCACUGUAUCCUUUGCCCUGUCGAGCCACUUGUCCUUUGCAUUCGAAGCGGGAGCGUCAUCCCUACCUAUGCAAGGGGUCCUGCUGGAGUCCACAGAUGCUGUUCACAUAACCAAGCAAUUUGGGUCAGUGUGGAGCUGCACAGAAUGUGUCACAUUUCCGGCUGGGUUUUAGCUGUCUUUCAAAUGCCUUGGGCCUGUUUGCUUUUAUCUUGAGAAGCACUGAGCACCGCCUAAGUCCAGUUGGAUUUAGUACUUGGGAACAGCUAAAAAGAAUCCGACCCUAUCUAAGCAGCUAAAUGAGGUGGAUGGAUUUUCACGAGCGCCGUGCAGCCCUGGUCUCCUCCUGCAGCCGUAAGGCCGAGGAUCGGUGGGUGCUCUUGAAAAUCUGAGCCUCUGCUAGCGUUUAGGAUCUAUCAGCCGAGUCAGGGCAAGAGCUCCGGUGUAGGGUAGGUGGAUUGAAACAGGCAGGGUCGGGGAGGAAUUCACAGGAGGUGCAGAUGAGAGAUGAGGCUGGUGGAAAGAAUGGGGGUGGGGUCUGUUAUGAGCAGAGGGAGUGACAGAGUGAGGAAGAGGAGGGAAGAGAGGCCAAAGAGUGAGACCUUUUAGAUCUCAAAGGUGGGGGCGAGAGGUUAGAAAGAGUCAAGGUGUGUUUGGAGCUGUCUGAUUUGGGUCAGACAUGGAGAAGGAGGGACGGUGCCUGUGCCCUGUCUGGUGUAGGAACCGCGCGUCUCUUGUACCUGUGUAUAGGGUCCAAGAUGCAUCUGUGUCCAUACGGGCCAAUCUUGGCUUUUUAGCAGCUCAGCCAGUACUGCAGGGUGGGACCAUCUUCAUUCCUUUCCCCAAGGAGUCGGUUUUCUUCCUCGGUGCCCGCUGACUGGCUGUAAAGCCUUGUUCAUGGUAUCCUCGGCGCUGGGUGUCAAUGAGGUCUCUUCUGGAGCUGUGUGGGAAGCAGUUUUCCCAUCCCAUAACGUUUUUAGAGAUCAACAAAUUUGCCUGCUCCAAAUUGGGCUGAAAACUCCCACCUCGGCCUUUCACAAGCGGAACGGCUGAAAAUAAUUUCAUUUGCGUUGUUAGAUUUUGAUCGUUCUGUCGUCUGAAUUUAUUCAUUUCAAAACCAAAAGUUGUUUUGAUGACAAAACUGGAAACUUGUUGAAACAGGAUGGCUUCACCCCCAACACUCCCUCAAUGUUUUGAAUUGAGCAAGUCAGCCAAAGCGGCCCUGUUCACAAGUAGCUUUGGCUCUGACAAAUUGAUGUGGGUUUUUUUCCAGGGGGAAAAAUGGUUUGUCAAAUUCCCAACUAGCUCUGAUCUUUGUGUCUAAUGCCAUGGAGAUGGGACCGCUGGGUGCUGUGCUGUGCUGUCUGAAAUUGCUUCUGUUUGCCGGGCGGGCGGGGAACGGGGUAAUUUUGUAAGAGCUGCCCUAGGCAGACCUGUGACUUGAUUUAGAAACUGGCUGCAUUAGUUACAGAUAGUUUAUUAGUAAGACCUACUUCCUCCCCCCCCCCCCAUUCCAUUUGUGGUUUGGAAAGGUGUGGGGAGAAAGGAUCUAAUUCUAAACAAAAUCCUCCUCAUUCAACGAGGCUGCUGUUUUCUCCUUUACAUUCUCAUGCGUCUUGUAAAUGAAAACACAGGCCAAAAUGUAAGGGGAGAUUGGGGCUCUCUGUUUUUUAGGGGGCGGGGGUUAAUUCUCAAGCUCUGAGCAUCUUAAUGUGAUCUCAGUACCAGGAGGUGGGGGUGGGAUAAUGAGGUUCUGGAUGUGUCUGGGGGGGGGGGGGCCAGAAUCAGGAGCCUCCCUAGGAAAUGGGGUUGGAUUUUUAGUUCACUUGCCCCCGUGCGAAGGACUGAGGGACCUGACUGUUAAGAGUCCAUAAUACUUUUCCCAGCUCUCAAGUGGACCAGAAUUGAGCCCUCUAGGCCUCCGUACUUAUUAUUAAAGGGCUUACCUAACACACAAGUUGUAGCACUUCAACAACACCUGGCUCUGUGCAGCAGGAGAUAACAAGGGAGGUCAGUCUCAUUGUCCCCAUUUAACAGAUGCACAAAGAGUUGCCCACGGUCACCCAGCAGGCCCGUGGUCAAAUUGGGAGAAGAACCCAGGUUCACCAAGUCCUCUAUGCACUAGAUCACACUGCCUCUUUGUGUCUUUCUAGUUAAAGUUGUACAAUCCCAUCUGUGGGCACGCAGUUAUAUUGACACAAAGGUGCUUUAUUCCCCUCUGGGAAGGGGAAUAGGCCUUACCAAUAUGAGGCACCUUUAGACCAGUCUAACUGUCCACCCUAGCAGUUGUACUGUCUUGCUAUCAGU
This is a messenger RNA of Dermochelys coriacea (leatherback sea turtle), 4001 nucleotides long. It is a transcript of the gene NFKBIB, whose product is annotated as NFKB inhibitor beta. The transcript is spliced from 6 exons. Lineage: Eukaryota; Metazoa; Chordata; Testudines; Dermochelyidae. The record is from RefSeq and is a predicted model, not a curated record. Gene Ontology annotation, molecular function: protein binding. Gene Ontology annotation, cellular component: cytosol. Gene Ontology annotation, biological process: signal transduction; cellular response to lipopolysaccharide. The coding region runs from base 147 to 1292 and encodes 381 amino acids.